AUGGCUUCUUAUGAAGUCCCAGAUUACGAUGACUCUGAGGAAGAGUCAGAUGGAGACAUUCUUCCCCCUCGAACCAACCAAGAAUUGCGACUAACAAAACUCGGAAGCGCCAUACCAAUCCCCCCUCAGUCCGAUAUCCCAGACAGUGAAGGUCCAGAAGAAGUCUUGCCCGAGGUCACCAUGCUCAACUCGGUGAUAAUGUCUGGUGCUAACGGCCCUCGCACAUCAGAAGCACCACCAUCUUCUAAACCUGGAAAGCUGCCUAGGCCCUCAAUUGACCUCACCCAUAGACCACCGACUGAGGUCCCGCGCGAAGAUCCGUACAAGAUCGAAGCCUUACCUGAACCCGUGGCCCAUCCAAGCUCUAGUUUACUUCGGCAGAAAGUGUCCAAGAAGCCAAAAAUGUCUUCGUUGCCCAGUCGCCCACAGAGACAGAUAAGAACUGCCUCCAGAAAAGGCAUGUUGGAUACAGAUCCGCUUUCCGCCAUCGUGGUUGAAUCGCAUUCCACCAUAGGGCGUGUCGACCACACAUAUGAAUCCCAAGAACGUGACCCAAAACGUCAAAAGCGCGAAACCGCGGUUCCAGAAGCUCGAGCUCGCCGUUCCGGACCAGCAACGCGCUCUUCAAAGCAACAAGUGACACCAAGACCCGAUCUAUCGCGACCUAUUGGCAGGCAGAUUCAAGAGAAGAAUCGUUCGGUCUCAAUGAAUCAGAAUCAGCCCCGUGUCCCCGAAAAUGGCCUAACUCCUACACUAGACGCGCAGCGACUCUCCCUCAGAUCUCCCCGUCGAGUAUAUACUGCACCAAAAAAGGUUUCAGAAGUUGUGGUUAAUACAUCUACUUCGAACCAAAUUCCAACCGAGAGUACAAAUACAAGUAAACAGCCGAUAUCUCCUCCAGCAAUUGUUCAAGAUCCGCCCAUCACGAGAACUUCACCGGUCUCACCAGCGGAUGCUGUGCAACAUCAUUGUCAAGAACGCAUGAGUUUAGGUCAUUCAGCAGAUCCAGUAUCGCCAGUGGUCGACAUCAAACACGUGCAAACACCUGUGGUCGAGGAGAGCCUGAGAUCUACCUGGGAAGACUCUUGCCUCUUCGAACCAUGCACGCAACCCGCAAGGGAUACGCGGUCCCAGGCUGAAAUACUUGAAGCAGACGCUGAAAGGAUACAGGGGCUUUAUGAAACGUACUUGGAAAACGACUCUGAGGACGACUUUGCUCGGUCUGAGAAUGUUAUUGAUGAGAAAAAUAGUCGUGAGGAUAUCUUUGUGCCAAAAGAGCUGGACGCGGCUCUUAAAUUUGCACACUUUAUCCACGAAGAAGCUGAUUCAGUUCGGCAGAGGUUCGGUGGCAUUGACAUCUCAAAAAGCUAUAACACCCUGAAGAAAAGCGUCUUACGGUGGAAAGCCGCACAGAAUUACGGCGAAACAGAACGACUUAUCCAGCUCUCCCAGAAGACCAGGAAAGAAGCAAAGGCUAUCCUCCAGAAAUCUGAGUGGGACCAGCAGGUAGGGCUUGAUUACAUCUAUAAACGUGUGUUGCCGACACUUGUGCGCAUGUUGUAUGUCACCUUGGUAUACUACCUCUCGGAUGUAGGAAAAAUGGAAAGGCUUUCCUACGAACCAGUGGAGGAAUCGAGAAGCGUCAUCGCAGCUAUUCUCUAUAUCUUCAAUCAAACCAAGAAGGACGCAAAAACACGAUAUACUCGCUCACGGGAUGUCAUAUCAAUGAUCGCCAGGAUCAAGGAGGUAACCAAAGGCUUUCAUCGUCGUUUCAAAGACCUUAAAGUGGCAAGAUCGACAGCAGAGGCUGUUCAGGGACAGCAGACUCGGGGAUUACGCCAGGAGGAAGUCGACCGAAGAGGUGAGGAUGAGCUCAAGCUGAAGGAAUGGAGACACCGUUGGACUGUGCUCCAUGAUCAAAGACUUGGUGCGGCAAUGGAGGGUCGUACCUUCCUGAGCGGCGAACAAAGCCGUCACCUGCGACAGAUUCCUCUCGACGAUCCGUAUGUCGCUGCUCGUUAUUGGGACGAUACGGACAGCUUCUAUCUGGUAGAAGGUCUCGAAAAGUUCAAAGGGCCGAAUGUGUAUCGAGAGAUCUUCCGCAAAUAUUGUCGGCAUGGAGGACCCCUCCAGCAAUUUAACGUAGCAGAGAUAGUCGACAAGGCAGUGUCGUUGAAAGCGGCAGUUAUAAAGUUAGCUGAAGACGAUGAUGAGGAGCCGGAACAAUGGGUCAAGGAUGUAUUUGAUCCGAGAUUACCUCCUCAAAGGCUGGGUCGGGACGAACGUCGCGAUCAAGAUUGA
Aureobasidium melanogenum CBS 110374 is the source of this 2301-nucleotide messenger RNA. RefSeq lists its product as uncharacterized. Bases 1 to 2301 code for a protein of 766 amino acids. NCBI's taxonomy places the organism in Eukaryota, Fungi, Ascomycota, Dothideomycetes, Dothideales, Saccotheciaceae. The transcript is spliced from 3 exons. The record is from RefSeq and is a predicted model, not a curated record.